AUGACUGCUAGUGAGGCGGAUAUCCGUGACUUACAGUCAAAUGUCCGUAAAGUACUUACUUCGACCAAAGACCCACUGGAAAAACUCAGAUGUCAAUGUUUGUUGCGUGGAGCGAAUGGUAUCUAUGGAUUUGGAAAACAAUUUCGUAUCAUGGAUGACGAUGGAAGCAAGUCUUUAUCUAAAGAAGAGUUCAAGAAGGGUUGCCAUGAUUUCGGCUGUAACUUAACUCCAGAGGAGGUUGAUGUGCUUUUCAGAAUGGUAGAUAAGGAUGGCAGUGGUACAAUAAUUUUCGACGAGUUUCUACGUGCUUUACGCUUGGAUGAUCUACACAACGUGUAUCAAGUUAAAUAUGAUGCCAAAUACACGUCUGGGAGAGCGACUGAAGAUCAAGUUCUAAGAGAGUUUCUAAAAACAUUUGAAAACGAGAAGUCUGUGGAUGGUGUCGUAAGUAAUUUGGUUUGUUCACGUUUAUUGAAAUCUCUAAAUCUUACCAAACGUUUGCAAUUUUGUGUAUCUCUGUGACUAAUUUAGAAUCAAUUAUCUUAGUGGUAUUAAUUUAGUUUGAGUUGUAUGAUAUUUUGUAAUUAAGAUUAUGAUUGUUAUAAGAAAUCAAGCAAAACCCGUCACCAUCACUAACCUGAUGUUUACGCCCAGAACCACACUUUGGUAUUAUUAGCCGCAUGAUAGCCCUGUGAACAUUGAUAAGAUGAUUUUUUAACUGUGACAUAUCGGUUUAUAGUUUUACGGUUGACUGAAUUAGUUUUUUUGUUGGUAAGCUUAGGAGAGACUGUUUUCCAUAAGAUUAUUUGUAGUUAUACCACUUAGGUACCACUUAAGGUAUUUUUAAAUUUUUUGGUUUCCCGAAGGUUUGAUCUUACGAGCAAGAUAAUUCCUGGUUGAGAGCGGUUGAAAAGAAGCCGAUUUGGUCAAAAGUUUCUUAUUAUUGCCAAGACGGUUACCUGGGAAGAAUUUCUGAAUUACUACAGUGGUGUUAGUGCGUCGAUAGAUUCGGAUUCCUAUUUCGAACUUAUGAUGUGGAAGGCAUAUGGUUUAUGAACCCAUACUUUAUGUAUUCAGUCAUGAAGUAAUAUAAACACGACCUUUUCUGUUGGGAAUACUUAUUCACUCCAGAUAUUGUUAUUGUUAUCUAACAGGAUUACUGCACCGAACGUGAUAUUUUUGAAUUAUUUUAUUCCUAGAUAUUACUAUUAUCAUUGCACUAUUUGUUGUCGUAGAAAGCAUAUUCCAUUGAGUCAUCAUGUUUAUUUUCAGAAACACGCUUCGAUUAGUAGUCUUCUAGUCUCUUUCAGGGGUAUAUAAAAGAUUUAUUUGUAUUUCUAUUUCAUGCUAUUUUAAAGAACCAUUCAUUCUAUUGGUAUUUGUCUUCAACUAUAUGUUAGAUAUUAGAACUGUUCUUUUUCCCUUACACUGUUAGAUUCUGGUACUUAAUUUCCUGACUCUGCAGCUAUAUUGUGCUUGUUUGAUGAUUGUUUUAAUAAUAUUUUGGACUUUUAAACGUAUACUUUCUGGAUUUUAAACCUAGGACCAGUUAAAGUGUUUCUGGUGAUUGUUAUCGUGAAUGAUUCCAUAUUCCAAUACACUCCACUGGACAUCGGUGUGAACUGUGACGUUUGGUCUGCAUAGUAUUUUCACAAUUAUUUUUGAUGACGAAUAUCUGUAGUAAAACGAAGGUGCAAUAUUAAUUUUUAAGUACAUGAAAUUACAUAAUUUAGCUAUCAGUAGUUAGCGACUAUGAUUUAUAUGGUCACGUAUAUUCAAUAAAAGUAGAUUCGAUAAACCUGUUUUUAAAGGAUAGUCGUUUUCUAAUCAGAACAAGUCUCCUUGGUAAAAACAUUAAGGUUUGUUAACAAAACAUCUAACCAAG
Messenger RNA from Schistosoma mattheei, 1885 nucleotides. The record is from the annotation of a GenBank genome assembly. Lineage: Eukaryota; Metazoa; Platyhelminthes; Trematoda; Strigeidida; Schistosomatidae.